AACAUUAUAUAUGCCAAUCGGUUUUCGUCAUUUUCUCAUCAUCCAAACGAAGAAAAAGUAAAUCAAAAUACCAACCCAUAGCUUGAAACGAUGGCCUUCCGCCUUAGCAACAACCUUGUCGGAAUCCUAAACUUCAUAACGUUUCUCCUCUCCAUCCCCAUCCUCGGUGCCGGCAUCUGGCUCAGUCGAGAAGGCGUGACGGAAUGCGAGCGGUUUUUAGACAAGCCCGUCAUCGUGAUCGGAGUCUUCCUCAUGUUGGUCUCACUCGCGGGACUAAUCGGCGCGUGUUGCCGCGUCACUUGGCUGCUCUGGCUUUAUCUAGUAGUCAUGUUCCUCCUCAUUGUGCUCGGCAUCGUCUUCACGAUCUUUGCUUUUGCGGUGACGAAUAAAGGGGCCGGAGAAACUUUGUCCGGGAAAGGGUAUAAGGAAUACCGACUCGGUGAUUACUCAAACUGGUUACAGAAGAGAGUUACCGAUGGGAAGAACUGGAAUAAGAUCAAGAGCUGUUUGGCUGAUAGUAAAGUUUGUACUGAUUUCCAUGAUAAGUAUCUCAAUGUUUCUGUCACAGAGUUUUACCAGGAGCACUUGUCCUCCGUUCAGUCGGGUUGCUGUAAGCCAUCAAACGACUGUCAAUUCAACUACGUCGGACCGACGAACUGGACGAGAGGGAGUGCCGAUUCGGUGAACCCCGACUGCAAUCUGUGGGAUAAUAACUUGGACACUCUGUGCUUCGACUGCGAGUCGUGCAAGGCUGGAUUCAUAGAUAAUCUCAGGAGUUCGUGGAAGAAGGUGGCAGUCGUCAACAUCGUCUUCCUCGUCUUCCUCAUCGUCGUCUACUCUGUUGGCUGCUGUGCUUUCAGGAACAAUAGGAGAGACAAUUAUUAUCAGCAGCCGUGGAAGCCUUGAGGUGGCGUUUGUUCUUGGUUUCCCAUUUCAGAUGCUUCUUUUUAUUUUCUGCAUUGUGUUUUAGUGUUUAUGGUAUGCAUAUUGGUUCUUUUAUGUAUAAAUUUGGAUUCCUAGUA
Hibiscus syriacus is the source of this 1022-nucleotide messenger RNA. Its product is annotated as tetraspanin-8-like. Gene Ontology annotation, cellular component: plasmodesma; plasma membrane. The transcript is spliced from 2 exons. Gene Ontology annotation, biological process: auxin-activated signaling pathway. The record is from RefSeq and is a predicted model, not a curated record. The coding region runs from base 91 to 906 and encodes 271 amino acids. NCBI's taxonomy places the organism in Eukaryota, Viridiplantae, Streptophyta, Magnoliopsida, Malvales, Malvaceae.